Rhineura floridana is the source of this 5909-nucleotide messenger RNA. It is a transcript of the gene PAPPA, whose product is annotated as pappalysin 1. The record is from RefSeq and is a predicted model, not a curated record. Bases 308 to 5272 code for a protein of 1654 amino acids. Lineage: Eukaryota; Metazoa; Chordata; Lepidosauria; Squamata; Rhineuridae. Gene Ontology annotation, molecular function: metallopeptidase activity. The transcript has 22 exons.
GGAAGGAAACAGAGAGGAAAAAAGGAAAGAGUUUUGUUUGUUUGUUUUUAAAUCUCAUUUUAUUUUGGUUUGCAAAAGAAGGGUGAGAGAAAAAAAUCCUCAAAGCAAAAAAAAAAAAAAAGAGGGGGAUAGAGAAAGCGAGCGAGCGGGCGAGCGAGCGAAGGAAGAGUGAGGGAAGGGAGAAGGGUUAUAAAAAGCGCGAGUCCCCCUGAAGAGUGAAGCGCCGGGCGAGGAGGAGCCCCAACCUGGCAGCUCGGGCGGACUUGCCGGGGAGCAGGGCGGCGGGGUGGGGGGGAGACGCGUGGAAAUGCGGCGCCGGAUCGUCCUCCUGCCUCUCCUGCUCGUGUGUGCGGCGGCGGCAGAAGCAGCGGCUGCAGCAGCAGCAGCAGCCCACGCCGGCGGCGCCGAAUGCGGGCUGGCCGAGCGCUCCCGCCGGGCGCGGAGGGACACCCGGCAGGCGGCGCAGCAGCGGCAGGCGGCGGCGCACCAUCACCACCACCAGGCUCUCCACUCGCCUUACCCCGCCCCGGGCACCUGCGCCACCAGGUUAGCCCGGGGUAGGCGCUCCUCCGCGGGAGCGGGCGGGCCCGAGGCGCCGCGAGCCCCCCGCCGCAGGAGGCGAGCGCCGGAGGGCGGGGAGCAGGCGACGUCGCCGGCCCCGAGCAGAGCGCUCUAUUUCCGCGGCCAGGGCGACCAGCUGCGGCUGAAGGCGGAGCUGGACUUACCCCGGGAUGCCUUCACGGCGGAAGCGUGGCUGCGGGCCGAGGGGGGACAGAGGGCGCCAGCGGUCAUCGCAGGACUAUAUGACAAAUGUUCUUACACCACCCGUGACCGAGGAUGGGUCCUGGGGAUUAACACCAUCAGUGACCAAGGGAAUAGAGACCCCCGUUUUUUCUUUUCCUUGAAGACGGACCGUGCCCGGAAGGUCACCACCAUCACGGAUCAUCAUAGCUACCUCCCAAAUCAGUGGGUUCACCUAGCUGUCACUUACGAUGGACGUCUGAUGAAGCUCUAUGUGAAUGGUGCCCAGGUGGCCACUAGCGGGGAGCAGGUAGGGCACAUCUUUAGCCCUUUGACUGUAAAGUGCAAGGUGCUCAUGCUUGGUGGGAAUGCCCUGAAUCAGAAUUACCGAGGCUAUGUAGAACAUUUCAGUCUUUGGAGAACAGCCCGGUCUCAGAAGGAGAUCCUGUUGGACAUGACUCUGGUGACUCAUGAAGUAGAUGCUCCUCUACCUCAGCUAGUUUUUCAGGAGACUUUACUGAAUGUGAAAAGCACCUGGUCUCCCAUGAAAGACAGCCCUAGUCCUCCUCAGAUUGAGUUCACUUCCCACCCUGGAUACCUGCUGGACACGAGCCUUGAUCCUCCUCUGUGCGGGCAAACUGUGUGUGACAAUGUAGAGGUCAUCGCCAGCUACAACAAUCUCCUGAGCUUCCGUCGUAAAAAGGUAGUCCGCUACCGCGUGGUGAACCUUUAUGAUGACCACCAUCGGAACCCUACCGUUAGCCGUGAGCAGAUAGAAUUCCAACACCAGCAACUGAACAAUGCCUUUGGCCCUUACAAUAUCACGUGGGAACUGGAGGUGCUGGAGGUGAAGAAUUCUUCCCUUCGGCAUCGCCUCAUCCUGGCCAACUGUGAAAUUAGCAAGAUUGGAGAUGAGAGCUGUGACCCUGAGUGCAACCAUACCUUAACCGGGUAUGACGGAGGAGACUGCCGUCAUGUGCGCCAUUCAUCGUUCAACAAGAAGAAGCAGAACGGCAUGUGUGACAUGGAUUGUAACUAUGAGAGGUACAACUUUGAUGGUGGGGAUUGCUGUAACCCGGAGAUAACUGAUGUCACCAAGACAUGCUUUGAUCCAGAUUCUCCUUACAGAGCAUACUUAGACGUCAAAGAACUUAAGAACAGGCUCAAGCUGGAUGGCUCAACACAUCUCAACAUCUUCUUUGCGAACUCCUCUGAAGAAGAGUUGGCAGGCAUGGCUACCUGGCCGUGGGACAAGGAAGCUUUGGUACACUUGGGGGGAAUCGUGCUGAAUCCUUCUUUCUAUGGCAUAGCAGGACACACCCAUACGAUGAUCCAUGAAAUAGGGCACAGUCUGGGGCUCUACCAUGUCUUCCGAGGAAUCUCCGAGAUCCUCUCCUGCAGUGAUCCAUGCAUGGAAACGGAACCUUCCUUCGAGACCGGUGACCUCUGCCAUGACACGAACCCAGCACCGAAAAACAAGAUCUGUGGUGAUCCAGACCCUGGGAAUGAUAUGUGUGGCUUCCGUAGCUUCCAAAACACUCCAUACAACAACUUUAUGAGCUACACAGAUGAUGACUGCACCAACUCCUUCACGCCCAACCAGGUGGCAAGAAUGCACUGCUACCUGGACCUCGUGUACCAGAGCUGGCAGCCUGCCAAGAAGCCUGCCCCCAUCGCCAUCACGCCACAGAUCGUGGACCGGACAGGGACCUCAGUCACCCUGGAGUGGUUUCCCCCCAUAGACAGGCACUUCUUUGAAAGAGAAGUGGGAUCAGUCUGUGAGCUCUGCGUGGAAGGCAGAGUCCUUGUGCAGUACGCCUUCAGCGCCUCCUCGCCGAUGCCGUGCGACCCGUCAGGACACUGGAGUCCACGUGAAGCAGAAGGUCACCCCGAUGUGGAGCAGCCAUGCAAACCUAGCGUUAGAACAUGGAGUCCCAACUCGGCAGUCAUCAAGCAAACCGUCCCACCCGCCUGUCCCGAACCUCAGGGAUGCUAUCUGGAGCUGGAGUUCAAGUACCCGGUGAUCCCAGAGUCUCUGACCAUCUGGGUGACCUUUGUCUCCCCUGAUUGGGAUUCCAGCGAAGCCGUGAAUGACAUCAAGCUCCUGAUGGUCAGCGGGCGGAACCUCUCACUCGGGCCUCAGAACUUCUUCUGCGAUGUCCCCAUGACCAUCAGGCUGGACCCCAAGAAGGUGAAUGAGGAAGUCUGCGCCAUCCAGAUCUACACCUUGGAUGAGCACCUGGAGAUUGAUGCUGCCAUGAUGAGCUCAGUCCCACAGAGCGGACAGUGCACUGACUGCAGGCCUGUCCAGUACAAAGUAGCCCGGGACCCUCCUUUUCAGAAAGGCUCUCCGUUCAUCAUCUCAGACCUCAGCCGGAAGUUUGUGGACUCUGAAAUACAAAUGGGCAGCUUAUACACUUACUGGGUGUCUGUCAUUUCUGGGAUGGAAGAGAGUGAAGCAUCCCCUCCACUCACCUACGUCCAUGGAAGCGGCUACUGCGGCGAUGGGAUUAUCCAGAAGGACCUUGGGGAAGAGUGUGAUGACAUGAACAAGGUCAACGGAGAUGGAUGCUCCCUCUUUUGCCGGCAGGAAUUGUCCUUCAAUUGCGUUGAUGAACCGAGCAGAUGCUACUUCCAUGACGGUGAUGGUGUGUGUGAAGAGUUUGAGCAGAUGACCAGCAUCAUAGACUGUGGGGUCUACACACCCAAAGGCUUCCUGGACCAAUGGGCAUCCAACGUGUCAGUCUCACAUCAUGAUGAACGAUGUCCGGGAUUGGUGGUGAUAGGCCAGCCGGCAGCCAAUCAAGUGUGUCGAACCAAAGUGUAUGACUUCAGCGAUGGAAUGUCUCAGUAUGCCUGGUACCCCUGCACCGCCAACAAUACCCAGACCAUUUUCUGGCUCAAGGCUUACUUUUCGCAUCCAAUGGUUGCUGCUGCCGUGAUCAUCCACUUGGUUACAGAUGGGACCGAUGAUCUCGAUCAGAAGCAGGAGACCAUUUCUGUGCAACUGGCUGACACUAAAGACCAAAGUCAUGACCUUGGGGUCCACGGCUUGAGCUGCAGGAAAAACCCCUUGAUUGUCCCUGUCAUCCACGACCUCAGCCAGCAUUUCUACCACACCCAGGCCGUCCUCAUCACCUUCAGCUCCCCGUUCGUGGCCAUCUCUGGGGUGGCCUUGCGCUCCUUCCACAACUUUGACCCCAUCACCGUCAGCAGCUGCCAGAGCGGACAGACCUAUAGCCCGGCUGAGCAGAGCUGCGUCCACUACUCCUGCAAAUCCACUGAUUGCCAAGAACUGGAGAUUGAGAAUGCUCUGUUGACUUUCUCCAGUGGGCGGCGCUAUAAUGGUGCCCAGUGCAAUGUCACCUGUAAGACAGGCUACAUCCUUCAGAUACAGAGAGAUGAUGACCUUGUGAAGAAUCAGCUGGAGCCCAGCGUCACCAUGACGUGCGUGGAUGGGAAGUGGAACAAGCAGGUUACCUGUGAGCCUGUUGACUGUGGGAUCCCUGACCAGUACCAUGUCUACCCAGCCACCUUCAACUGCAGUGAAGGCACCACCUUUGGCAAGAGAUGCUCCUUCACCUGUAAGCCUCCUGCCCAGCUGAAGGGAAACAACAGCAACCUGAAAUGCCUGGAGGAUGGCCUGUGGUCGUUUCCCGAGGCCCUUUGUGAACUGAUGUGCCGCGCUCCCCCUUUGGUCCCCAAUGCUGACCUCCAGACGGCCCGGUGCCAUGAAGACAAGCACAAAGUGGGAGCGUUUUGCAAGUAUAAAUGCAGGCCAGGUUACCACGUCCCAGGAUCCUCGCGGAAGGCAAGGAAGAGAGCCUUUAAGAUCCAGUGUGGCCAGGAUGGAACUUGGCUCGAGGGAGCCUGUAUCCCUGUCACCUGCGAAGCGCCACCUUCCAAGUUCCAUGGACUCUACCAGUGCACAAACGGCUUCCAGUUCAACAGCGAGUGCAGGAUCAAGUGUGAAGAGGAUGGCACCCAAGCUGGCCGUGGGAGCAACGUGAUCCACUGCCGGAAGGACGGCACCUGGAGCGGCUCGUUCCACCUCUGCAGAGGGAUGCAAGGACAUUGCUCUCUUCCCAGCCAGCUGAGCGGGGGCCUGAAACUGCAGUGCCUGGAUGGAUACAGCAUAGGAGCUGAGUGUACCAUCUUGUGCCCAGAUCAUCACAGCGAGCCCGUCCUAUUGCGUGCCAAUGAGACGUUACAAGACAUCCAGCACUGGAUGAACCCUCCAAGAGUGAAGAAUGUCGUCUGCACUGCCGAACUCAAGUGGUACCCGCAUCCUGCACUGAUCCACUGCAUCAAGGGUUGUGAGCCUUUCAUGGGAGACAACUAUUGCGACGGCAGCAACAACCGAGCCUUUUGCAACUACGAUGGUGGGGACUGUUGCACCUCGACAGUGAAGACCAAAAAGGUUAUCCCCUUCCCGAUGUCCUGCGACCUGCAGGGGGAAUGUGCUUGCCGGGAUCCCAAAGCCCAGGAGCACGGCCGGCGGAGGGACCAUCGCGGCUUCAGCUUCGGAUAACACAAAGCGCCGCAGGACAGAAGAGACACCACCACCAAAGGCAGGCAAGAAGAGGCAUCACCACUUCCCCAAACCCUUUUCUUUUCUCCGUAUCUUUUUUUGUUUUGUUUUUAAAAAAAACAAUUUCUGCUGCUCAACUCAACGGCAUUUCUGCACCAAGGACCUUUAGAAUUCAACCGGUCUGCCUUUAAUUUCUGUGCCCAAGGAGAACUGAAAGAUUGGAGUUGGUGGGAGAGAUGGCAGGCUAUUGUAUGAAGCAGAUCUUACAAGAAGGACAAGCAAAACAGGAAAUGGCAAAUAACUGAGUGAAAGAGGACUUUUUUCUUUAAAAAACGUAUCAGGAGAGAGAAGGAGAAAGCAUUGCGCCUGAUUCAGUUGUAUACCCACUGGGUCUGAACUCUGCGUGGCUCAGUUUUUGAGGUUUGUACAUCUUUUGGUUUAAGUGUUGCUUCUUUUUCUUUUUUUGGUAUCCAGAUUAAGGCAAGAGACAAGCCAUAUAUAAAUAUGUACCUAAUAUUUAUAGAGAAACAAGGGAGGGAGGAGAGAAAGAGAGGAGCAUGCCAAGGCAACAGAAGGUGGCCAGAGUCUUGCCCAUGUCCAGCAUUUUAGGCUCAGCUUCCCUUUGUGCUAAACGGCA